This is a messenger RNA of Perkinsus marinus ATCC 50983, 1511 nucleotides long. Its product is annotated as DEAD box RNA helicase, putative. The record is from RefSeq and is a predicted model, not a curated record. The coding region runs from base 30 to 1421 and encodes 463 amino acids. The transcript is spliced from 13 exons. Lineage: Eukaryota; Perkinsozoa; Perkinsida; Perkinsidae. Gene Ontology annotation, molecular function: RNA helicase activity; ATP binding; nucleic acid binding.
CUGCAGGGCAUUUUACUCUCCUUGCUGCCAUGUCAGAAAAAGCUGACCUUCCAGCCACUCCGGAGAUGAGCGAGACCGGCUCAACUCAGGAGAACACCGAUGCAGAACAUGCUGUGACAUUCGAGUCUCUGGGGGUUUGCCCUGAACUCUGCAAGGCUUGUGAUGUUCUACAAUGGGAGCAUCCUUCCAAGAUCCAGGAGGAGACUAUCCCUUAUGCUCUGCAGGGAAGGGAUCUUAUCGCGUUGGCGGAGACUGGCAGUGGAAAAACUGGCGCAUUCGCUAUUCCCAUCAUCCAGAAGCUUCUGGAUGCGGCCCCCCACCGGAAAUCGACAUGGGCUUGCGUUCUCGCUCCCACUCGAGAGCUCUGCGUACAGAUCGGGCAGCAAUUCGAAGGUCUUGGUGCCAGUAUCAACCUCACUACUGCUACUAUCGUUGGUGGGCUCGACAUGGUCACACAGGCCAUGGCCCUCUCUAAGAAGCCUCACAUCAUCGUGGCAUCACCGGGCCGUCUUGUCGACCAUCUCGAGAACACCAAGGGGUUCCACUUGAAGACCAUCAAGUUCUUGGUUAUGGAUGAGGCUGAUAGACUGCUAGGUAUGGACUUUGAGGAUGCUCUUAAUAAGAUCGUCCAGUCAUGCCCUCGGGAUCGGCAAACCUUCCUUUUUUCCGCAACCAUGACCAAUAAAGUAUCGCAACUGCAGAGAGCGUCUCUGACUAGGCCUGUCAAGUGCGAAGUUGCAAGGAAAUUCGAUGUUGCCAAAGGAUUAGUCCAGAACUACAUGUUCGUGCCGCAUAAGCACAAGCACGCUUAUCUGGCCGCUCUGUUGGCCCACUUCAAACUCAGUACUGUGAUGAUUUUCGUCGACACCUGCCUUAAUGCUCAGCGAAUGGCCACUACCCUGAGGCACCUCGGCCAUAACUGCGUAUGUCUGCACGGCAAGAUGACGCAAACACACCGACUUGGUGCUCUCAACCAGUUUCGGGCAGGUACGCGAUCAGUUUUAGUAGCAACAGAUGUAGCUGCGAGAGGCCUGGAUAUUCCCAGUGUGGAUGUUGUUAUCAAUUUUGACGUGCCCAAGAACCCUGAGGAAUACAUCCACAGAGUGGGCCGCACUGCGCGGGCUGGCCGGACUGGUCGAUCGGUGACUUUGGUUACCCAGUACGACAUCGAACCCUUCCAGAGAAUCGAAAACAAACAAGGGAAGAAAAUGGAGGAGUUUCCUGAGGUUAAGGAGGAGAACGCCAUGUCACUACAAGAAAAAGUAUUGGAAGCUCUUCGCUCGACACAGUUAGAGAUGCGCGAGCAGGAGGAGGACAUCAAAGAGGCGUUGGCAGGAAAGAAGGGCGGACGGGGUGGCAGAAAGCGUCAACACCAAAUGAUCUUGCAAAAGCUGGCCCAAGGGAACAAGAAGAGACGAUGAUCAUCGUUGUAUGGUUGAGCACAAUCACUGUCUAACAUCGUUGUUGCUAUGUAGCGUUCCUCACUCCACCCCACGUCACCGUUUCUUAUG